AUGGGGAAAGUGAGGGCGCUGCGUGCUCGCGUUCACCGGGCAGCCGUGAGGCCCGACGGGGAGGCUGCACCCGGCUCUGUGCCUCGCGCUUUGGAGCCGGCCCUCCCACAAGCCUCGGCGGCCGUAGCAAGGGCUCAGGACUGGACAUUGGUUCAAAAUGACAUCUUUGCCAGGACACAGAUAGACCCCAGCGCCUUGGUGCAGAGCCUGGAGCUGGACCAGAGGAGUGUGAUAUCCCUAAAGAGAGGUACGGAGCCAAAGGCCAUUUUGCCUAAGAAGGAAAAGCUGAGGCUUCGCCGUGAGCGAUGGCUGCAGAAAAUUGAAGCCAUAAAGCUGGCGGAGCAGAAGCUCAGGGAGGAACGAAAGCGCAAGGCCAUGGUGGUGGUAGGUGACCUGCACCCCUUGAGGGAUGCCCUACCUGAACUGCAGGAACUGGAGGCCAGUCGCCAGCAGCAGCAAACCAGACGCAGGGUGACCAGCAAGCCCAGGCCAGUGGAGCUUAGCCGGAUGAACACAGCCCAGAGACAGCAGCUCCUUGACGAAGAAAGGACUCGGUUUCGGGAGCUGCUGGCCAGCCCAGCCUACAGAGCCAGUCCCCUGCUGGCCAUCGGACAGCAGCUAGCACACCAGAUGCAGCUGGAAGGUGGCGAACAGCUCUGACCAGGACAGUGUAUGCUGUGAGAGCCCAGGGACUCAUGUGGUGGAGGUGCCAGAAGCUCUUGAAUACUGUCCUGGACCUGCAUGGCCACCUCCCCAGUCUUGAGACCUAGGGAAGGGGAAGGAAGAGCUGCUGGUGAGGACAAAUAAAGUGAUUUGUGGACUGUGGCUUCCAUGGCCUGGAGCCCAUCUGUGGCUUCACUUCCCGUGAAGAGCCAGCCUCUCCUGCAUCUCUGAGGCUGAGCUGACCCUGGGAAAGCUGUCCUGGUUCCCUGCUGAGCAAGCCCGGGUCCCCAGCCAGCAGGGCAGAGUUGGGAUGGCUGCUCAUGAGGGGAUCGGCAGAGUCUUCAGCAGUGUGAAGCUGGAGGCCUGUCAAGUAGCUCUACCCCUGAGACUCAGCAUGACGUUCCCGCUCUGUCUGGGAUCCUGGUCACAGCGGGGCACCCCGGCUGGCCACCUUGCCUCUCACACCAUUUCCCUUUGGCCAGGCCACACCUUGUGGCUUUGACCUCUCUCGGCCCAAGCUCCUCACUGCCUUGUAUUGCUAUGAGCAGGGAAGCAGAUGGUCCUGCCUGAAGGCAGAGCAGGCCCAGCCUCCCAGUCUGUUAGAUGGGUGGCAAGAUGGCCUUAUGUUAGGUAUUACUGUGUUUUCAGGAUGUGAAAGGUGAGGGCAGCACCCACAAGUCUCAUAACUCAGGCUGACCCACGUUCCCCUCACAUCUGGGAGCUGCUGCUGUGAUUACUCACACACAUACACCCUCACCCCAAGGGUCUUCAGCCUUUUACAUGGGGACUCACAUGCUCAUAGCUCCCCAGCCCCCAUGAAUGGGGACUGGCAACACUGGGGCCUCGGCCCUUUGCCUGGGCAGAACAGGAGAGGCCCCCAGUCCUGGUGUGGACACCAUUGGGCUUCUGGUGAAUGAAAGUGGAUAAGAGUAAAUAGGCCUAAGCUGGGUGUGACAAAGGCAGGCAGAUUUCUGAGCUCAAGGUCAGCCUGGUCUACAAAGCGAGUUCCAGGAUAGCCAGGACUACCCACAAAUAUUACUUCAACAAGCCAAAUUAAUUAAUUAAAAAAAAAAAGAGUGAACAGGUCUUGACACAGACUUAAGUUCCCUUUAUUAGAGGCCAUUCCAGCCAUCUACUGGUGGCCCUGGGGCUGCCUUGCUGUGGGGCAGUAGGUUCUCAUUGGGAGAAGCCAUGUGUGCCUAAACCCACCUGUGACGCAGGCACUGUCCAACGUGGCAGGGUUUGCGGGGUUUCCAUCUGUGUGUUCUCUGUAUUGAGGUUUCUCUGAUGUGCCUUCAAGGGACUCUAGUCUGGCCUGGCUACCACCUCUUCAUGAUGCCUCUGCAUCAUGAAAGGUAACACAAGGCCACCCUUCAGGGUCCUUCUAGGGAGAGCAUUCCACAAGGCCAGCUUCACGUUCAGGUCAGUUACAGCAUGUCAGGGCCCCCGGCAGAGGACGCUUUAGCGGACUGAGCAGAAGAGUCAAGCAGACAUCACUGGGACUGCCUCAGAAUCGAUGCAAAUAGUGGUCAGAGAUGACCACUGGCUGACCACUGGCGCUCAGCUGGCCAGAGGCUAGAACUGUGGGCAGGCAGGGGGCUACAGGCUGUGGGUGCCCUGUUUCCCUUCAGACAAAACAUGUGGACGGACACAGGAAGCAGAUCCCAAGAAAGCAGUGGAUGAAGGGAAUUUGCUGGGUUUGUGUAUGUUCUAAUCUUUAUAGAAUAAAGGUAAAUUACAUGGCAGUGCA
This is a messenger RNA of Meriones unguiculatus (Mongolian gerbil), 2413 nucleotides long. It is a transcript of the gene Slx9, whose product is annotated as SLX9 ribosome biogenesis factor. Bases 1 to 660 code for a protein of 219 amino acids. Gene Ontology annotation, biological process: maturation of SSU-rRNA from tricistronic rRNA transcript (SSU-rRNA, 5.8S rRNA, LSU-rRNA). NCBI's taxonomy places the organism in Eukaryota, Metazoa, Chordata, Mammalia, Rodentia, Muridae. The record is from RefSeq and is a predicted model, not a curated record. The transcript is spliced from 6 exons. Gene Ontology annotation, cellular component: preribosome, small subunit precursor; 90S preribosome; nucleolus.